Molecule: messenger RNA, 1548 nt
Organism: Penicillium pulvis
Lineage: Eukaryota; Fungi; Ascomycota; Eurotiomycetes; Eurotiales; Aspergillaceae
Product: putative mRNA processing protein (Mss51)
Exons: 3
Coding region: 1-1548 (515 amino acids)
Biological process (GO): mitochondrial respiratory chain complex IV assembly
Cellular component (GO): extrinsic component of mitochondrial inner membrane
Source: RefSeq, a predicted model, not a curated record
AUGGCAGGUGGUUACACUUGUGUCCAAUGCCUCCAGGUGCUCCGCCAGGGAGUCCGCGCCCCUACGCCCUCGGCUCGCCUGCAGACCCUCGCCCAUUCGCGUCGGAGAUAUGCUGCGUCUCCGUGGAUUCGCAGCUUUGGCUCGGGACGUCACAACCGUCCAUUGGAUAAAUCACCAGAAUUGAGUCAAGGAACUGGCAAGUCUGCCUCCGCGAUCAAGCCUACCUCUCCCCCAUCGCUUGCACACCGAGCAGCCUCCACGGCCUCCGGAUCCUCCAUCGAUUCAUCAGCUAUUUUGCAACCGGAUAACCUCUUCCAUUCCUUCUCCAAUUCUCCCUCGCCCGCGAUCCGGAAACGCGCUGCGUACAUAAAGGAACAUGCCUAUUGUCCUCACCCCGACCACCAACAGACUCGUGCCCCUAUGUCGCCGCAUGACCCGGAAGCACGAAAGACAGACGGAGCCAGCUUGCCCCCCGCCCACUCGCAUUUCGAAUGCCCUGACUGUGGUGUCCCUGUCUACUGCUCUGAGGGCCACUGGAUGGACGACUUCGAGGCUCAUUUGGAGGUCUGCGAUACUCUUCGCCAGAUCAACGAGGACGACCAUGAUCUGCACUCUGGCCGCUUCUUCCCUGAAUUCAACUACCCCGGUGUUCAGGAUGAGAACUUCGUGAUCAACAUGACAAACUGGGAUACUUUCAUGUACACGCGCGAGUUCGAGGCGGUCAAUUCCGAUCGGUCGAUGCGUCAGGUUACCCGCAUGCUCACCUACCCGCAGACCAUUGCUAGUGUCCUGCACGAGCUCAGUCCGUAUAAUGUGCGAAGCAAGAACCAGCUGACACCCGAGGGAUUGAAGAGUUUGAGUGCUCUCCGAUACUCUCUGCACCCUCCGCGUACAGGUGAAGAUGUUGACGUGAAAGGUCUGCGCCUGAAGGCCCCUCCAGUCCGACUCUUUAUCCUGGGUGCCCGUGCGGAGUCUUCUCUGCCCCGCGAAGUCUGGCUGCAGCUCCAGUACAUGUUCCCCCGCUCCCUGCUUCACCUGAUCUUCAUCGGUCCCGAGAGCAUGACCAACCGCGACGCCGAAUACCCGUUGCCAGAGCGCACACCAUCGAAUCCCUUCGGUGGAAUUGUUGAGGACCGUCUGGGUGGCCAGAUGAAGAUCACCACCUACGUUGACUACUUCCACACCAUGUACAAGGCCAACUACUUCCAACCCUUCGAUCCCUACCUUGACUGCUUCAUGCUCUUCCACCCUGGUUUGGGCCACCCCGCCAGCUCUGCUGAGUGGCAAGAAACCCUCCCACAACUGCUUGAGACCAAGGUCCCCAUUCUCUGCACUGGAUACACCCAGUGGGAUAUGGAGCGCGAUAUCAAGUGGGUCAAUGAGAAGUGUGCUGGCGAGUUCGAUAUGCUUCUCGAGCCUGGUGAGAACAUUUUCCGCAGUCUGCGUUGGGAUCUGAAUGACCAGGACCCGCAUGAUGUUUCUUGCGGUAACUGGGGUCUGUGGGGAUUCCGAGGCAAGAGAUACGAGGCCACUUUCAAGAGCGAAUAA